This is a messenger RNA of Ostrea edulis (European flat oyster), 6094 nucleotides long. Its product is annotated as probable ATP-dependent DNA helicase HFM1. NCBI's taxonomy places the organism in Eukaryota, Metazoa, Mollusca, Bivalvia, Ostreida, Ostreidae. Bases 260 to 4930 code for a protein of 1556 amino acids. The record is from RefSeq and is a predicted model, not a curated record. The transcript is spliced from 39 exons. Gene Ontology annotation, molecular function: ATP binding; nucleic acid binding.
AGUCGCCAGUACUAGAUUUACCGCCCACCGUUUGUGGAGUCAAUAUUUCCUGUCAUUUCUUUAAGCUCAAGAGACCAGUUAAAUGAUGAUAUUAUACAAAUGAUAUAUACUUAUUUCAUAUACAUAUCUAUAUAUGUAUCUGAAUUUUUUCCCUUAUUUUAAUAUUUCCGGAUUUAUAAUGAAAUCAAAGGGAGACAAUCUUCGAGAUUAAUCGUCUGCAGACACAAUCUAACAUCUGAACCAUAAAGAUUGGAGCAAGAUGGACACAGUUUUAAGUCAAAUGUUCCAUGAAAGCAGCCCAAGUUCACUACCAACACAGCUCAACAAAACUGAGAAAGAUUAUUGCCCAGUACCCAUAGCCCCCAGUUCCGAUUUUCUGCUUAGUACACAGCUAGAUCCAUUCGUGGACUUUCAACCAUCUCAGAUUUUCCGGAAUUCUCAGUAUGGAAAGACACAAAAUGGACAUGAGGAAAUCUUAAGUCAAAGUACACCGAUGGAAGAAACAAAAAUUUCACGUUUUCACUUCACAAGAAGAAAACAGCUAUUUAAAUCACCAACAAGGACACCACCAUCUAUGCAGCCUAUUGACAACACCUCACAACUGGAACCAGAAAGUGUAAUAAAAAGGGGAAACAACUUCCCUUCCUCAUCAAAUGUCCAAAACCAUGAUGCACACUUGAGAUCGACAUUUCAGGAAAGUUCAGAUCUAGAUCAGGGUUUAGCAUCAGUACAAUCAGGCCACAAUGUUCAGAUUGUAACUCCUGCUAUUUCAGCACUCAAAACAAAGUAUUGUACCCCUUCUCCUCUUGUUUUAAACCAGGGUAACAGUGCUAUCAUUAAGCUAAAGUCUGUGGAGGAAAUAGUUGAAAAAUAUAGAAACGUGUUUCCUUUUCCAUACUUUAACAUUGUACAGUCCAAAGUAUUUGAUCAGGUUUACUACAAAGACAGCCCACUUGUUGUUUGUGCACCAACGGGUGCGGGAAAGACAGUAGUCUUUGAACUGGCAAUCAUCCGUAUGCUAAUGAAGAGGAAUCAAUCAUCAGAGAACUUGAAUUUCAAAGUUGUCUAUAUGGCCCCUAUAAAAGCUUUAUGCAGUGAACGUUGUUCGGAUUGGUCAGAGAAAUUUGGUUGCUUUGGGUUGAAAUGUCAAGAGCUGACAGGAGACUCAGAACUAGAUGAUUAUUAUCACCUUCAACAAGUGAACAUCAUCUGUACAACGCCAGAAAAGUGGGAUAGCAUGACUCGGAGAUGGAGGGACAUUAAAUUCAUUGUGCAGUCAGUUGGUCUUUUCUUCAUUGAUGAGAUUCAUGUUUUAAGUGAUGCCUCCCGUGGUGCGACAAUAGAAGCAGUGAUUUCCAGAAUGAAGACCAUUCAAGCGUCCAUUAACAGAGCUACUGGAGAUGUGGGGCUUCCAGUUCCUAAACUGAGAUUUGUGGCAGUGUCUGCGACAAUCCCAAAUAUUGAAGAUAUUGCCGAGUGGCUUGGAGACAAAACACCUGCACCAUUUUUUAAUAUGGGGGACAGUGUGCGGCCUGUUCGCCUAAGGAAGGUGGUUCUGGGAUUCCCAUUUGACAAUCAAAAAGGAUCCGACUUUCAGUUUGACAUGUCAUUGAGCUACAAAUUGGCCCGGAUCAUCAACACCUACUCUGAGAACAAGCCAACACUUGUGUUUUGCUCCACAAGAAAAAGUACACAACAAGCAGCAGAACUUUUAGUGAAAGAUAUGGGAAGUACAUAUGUGAAAACUUAUUUCCAAAAACAAGCACUACAGACAUGUGCCAAUUCACUGAAGGACAAUAAAUUAAGAGAUCUUCUAGCUAGAGGAGUGGGCUAUCAUCACGCUGGUCUAGAUGCCCAAGAUAGGAAAGCUGUAGAGGAGAUAUUUUUGGAAGGUCAUCUAAUGGUACUAGUUGCCACUAGUACACUAGCAAUGGGUGUUAAUCUUCCUGCUCAUUUAGUAAUCUUGAAGUCUACGUCAUACUAUAAUCUGGGUGUUCAUGUGGAAUACUCGAAUACUCAGAUUCUACAAAUGAUUGGACGGGCUGGAAGACCACAGUUUGAUACGACAGCUACAGCAGUCAUCAUGACCAAAAACCAAACAAAGGAUAAAUAUGAAUCGUUGGUGAAUGGAACUCAGCUGAUCGAGAGUAGUUUGCACAAAAAUCUAAUCGAACACCUGAAUGCAGAAAUUGUGUUGCAUACUAUCAACGAUAUUUCCAUAGCAAUGGAGUGGAUUCGAUAUACAUUUUUGUAUAUACGUGUCAUGAAAAACCCAAAACACUAUGGCAUGCCUGUGGGUUUAGAUAAAGAGCACAUAGAAAAGAAAUUACAAGAAUUGUGUAUGAAGAACUUGAACUUGCUAAAUACUUACGGAAUGAUAACAAUGGAUGAUGAAACAAUAGAUGUGAAACCUACAGAACCUGGGAAGCUGAUGGCAAGAUAUUGCAUUGCCUUUGAGACAAUGAAGAAAUUUUCAAAACUAGGACCAUCAGAAACGAUGAGUGAACUGUUGUACGAGAUCUGUGGAUGUGAAGAGUUUAUGGAGGUACAGCUGAGGAAUAAUGAGAAAAAAACUCUCAACACCUUCAACAGGGACAAGAACAGGGUCACUGUCAGGUUUCCCCUAACAGGCAAAGUGAAGACCAAGCAAAUGAAAGUUAAUAUUUUGAUUCAAGUCACACUAGGAUGUCUUCUUUUGCAAGACUUCUCUCUGCAGCAAGACACCACCAGAAUAUUUAGGGCAGCACAAAGAAUAUCCAGAUGUUUGGUAGAAUUGAUGUGGCUCAGGGAUGAUUUUAAGUCUCUAAAGAGUGCAGCCCAACUCAUGAAAUGUCUGAAGGCCAGGCUUUGGGAAGACUCGAAAUACGUCUCAAAGCAGAUGGAUGGAAUUGGUCCUGCCCUUUCAAAUGCUCUUGUAAAUGCUGGGAUUACAACAUUUCAAAAGAUUUCAGAAACUAAUCCUAGGGAGCUAGAAUUGAUUGUCAACAGACAUCCUCCUUUUGGGAAUCAGAUGAGGGACAUGGUAUCUGGACUACCCAAAUACGAACUCACAAUUGAGCAGACUAGCAAAUACAGAGAAAACUCUGCUGAAAUUGUCGUACAUCUGGUCAUCGAUACUCCAGAGCAACAGAAUUCACGGAAGAUUUGUGCGGAAAAUCACAUGUGUGUGUUACUCAUUGGCGAUGAGGAUAACAGAGUCGUAUACAAGAGGAAAAUAAUGGAUGCACAUUUGCUGAAAGAGCAUGGUAUUACAAAGAAAUUGGAGAUAAAACGUGCAGACAAAGGACCUGAUCUGUUUAUCAACCUGAUUAGCCAAGAAUGGGUUGGACUUGAUGUGCAAAGUUCAUACACACCUUAUUACACUGGAGCAAAAAGACUCUCAAACAUUGCAAAAACAUCAGAGUUGGUAUCAAAACCCCAGACUAGUAAGCAAACAAGGACCCUGUUGUGUAGUAACACAAAUGGGAUGUGUGGUCAUCCGUGUACCAAUAAGUCCUUGUGCGGACACAAAUGUUGUAAAAAUGGGGUGACCGAGCAAGAGACUUUGAAGACUAGUAGGAAGGCUUCCAGCUCGCUGAAACCUAGACUAAUGGACUCGUACAUCAGCAACUUGAAAAACAGAGUGUCAGAAACACCCAACCUUGCAAAACGUUUGAAGACAUCUAAUUUCUCUACGUUCAGUUCAGAAUUUGACUUGGACAGAUUUGUUUAUCACCCACAAUCAACAAAAGUGCCAUCUACUCAUAGUUCAGAGAUAGAAAUACCGUUUUUCAGUGAUGCACUUCAAAAAUAUCCCAGUGUAAAUCCAAGUAAUCUGCAUGAAAAUCAAGCCAACAGAAACCUGCUCCUUUCCCCUGAUGUCCAUUGGGAAGAUUUGGAUAUGUAUAUGAAACAUCAGACUGCAGUUGAUAGUGAAUGCCUGGAUUCUGUUGACUUUACUGAAGAAAAUGAAACAGAUUUUGGAAGUUAUGGAGUACAGAGAACUGACACUUACGGAUACUGUGAAUCUGUGCCUUUUGCCCCUGCAACACCACGAUAUGGUCAAGUUGUCGCCUGGAGUAAUAGUAAUAGUACAGAGCAUAUCAGGCCAGCGUACGAAAACAUGAAUGGGCAGAGAAGAAAUAAAGACAUAAGGGGUCAAAAGCAAUCCACUCUAAAUUCACUUUUAAAUGCAGACAAGAAUAAUAAUAUGGAAGACACAAAUCAGGAGGAGGUUUGGUGUGAUGACAAGGAGAAUCAAAAGACAGUUCCAAAUAUGGACUGCAAUGUUGCUGAACGGAAUGGAAAUUGGGGUAUGAACACAAAGGACAGAGAGAACGGUUACGCAAACAGACUAAAGCCCCAUUCCCAAACAAACGCUCUUCAUACAGAGCAUUCAAACAGUAAAAACUUUCUAAGUAUUCGAAAGACACUGCAACCUGAAUCUACCUUUGCAUCCAAGAGCACUGAGGGAGCUGGGGACUGGAGUGGUAGCGACAGCGAUCUUGUAAUUAUUGAUGACACUGAUCCAAUAGAUAAUUACUCUUUGAGUUCGCUGGAUGAAGCAACAGAUUCUGCACAAGAAGACAACGGUUGUUUUUCAAUUUUGCCUACAUCAGUGUGUUGUAAGAAGUCCAAGAAGCUUAUGAAUGCUGAGCAGGAAAUGAAACAGUUUUUGUUUGGAUCGACUGGCCAUUUCCCAGUGCAUACCAAGGAGAGCAGGACCUUGUACAAUGAUAAUGAAAUGACAGCUAUAAGCAAAUGCUGUCGUAGUCAGGUCAAUAAAGAAUCAACAAGUAAUCUACCAAAAAGUGAACACUUUGGGAACCAACAAACAACCAAGGUGGGCAGCUGUACACCCUCAGUAAAGCAGUUAUCAAGUAACGGAUCACAUGCUGAUGGCACAUCUAAACAAGGUUUCUUCAGCAGCAUAUUUGAUUCUUUGUUUUAGUGUUCGCACCACGUCUGCAAGGAGAUCAUUAACAGAUGGGACAGCGAAAGUCUGCCAACAUUAUCGUAGAAAUGACAACUUUUGCAACAGUUCCAUGGCUAGAAAUUUUACAACCUGUUGCCAAAAAUGAUGUCACGAUAGUGGAAUGCGUUGCGAAAGCUGACAAUAUUCAUGAAAAAAUUAAGGAAGGAAUUCUUAUUCCUUUAACAAUUUUGAUUAUCGGGAUAAACGUAGGGAUUCUAUUUCUUGUGAUAAUUGACAAGAGAUUCCAUAAUCCGAAAGUGGCCUUCAUUUCUACACUUGGUGUGGCGGAUCUCUUCGUUGGUGUUGUGUCUGUUGGAACAUUAAUUACGAAGGCGAAUGAGAAAACAUACGAGAAAUGCUUGAUACGAAUCGGUUUCACUAUUUCAACUUGUGUAGCGUCCAUUCUCAGCUUAAUGUGCAUUGCAUUGGAAAGGUUCAUUGCAAUAACAUACUCUUUGAAGUACAAGUCUGUAGUGUCUAGGAACAGGGUCACCUUGACUAUUGCUGCCAUUUGGAUUAUUUCGGUGGCAGUAGGAUUUCUUCCUUUGAUGGGGUGGAGAAAUGACCAUUACCAACAGUAUUGUUCAUAUCUGUACGUACUGCCAGCCAAUUACAUAAUAUUUAUCACCGUGUUUGGAGCACUCGUACCUUUUAGCGUUAUGUUUAUAAUCUACAUCAAACUGUACAGAAAUGCUAGACUCCAUAUCAAACGCAUUGAAGCACUGGAAAAUAUCAUGGUUGUUGAAAGGACUCGAGGGAAUGUGGGAAUUUUACGUUUGUCGAAUCGAAGUUGGAGAUCUUUAAAAACUAUGAUUUAUGUCUUUGGUUGUGUUUUGAUUACAUGGAGCCCUUUUGUUGUUGCGUCCUUUGUACAAAUCACAGUGAGGCAAGAUAUGUGCAUCCUUAAGGACAUUGUAGGAACCCAUCUUCUGCUAAUGGGAUUUUCGAAUUCUUUUCUUAACCCGUUGAUUUACGUUCUUCGUACGAAAGAUUUUCAAGAAAAAGUCAAGGAAAAAUUUGAACGAUACAAAAUUUGCGCAAGUUACAGCCCAGGGAAUAACAAUAAUUAACAGUGCAUUGUUUACCUGCAUACAUGUAUAUUAUUUUCCAAAACGAUUAAAGGAUUAAAUACGAAACUGU